Messenger RNA from Podarcis muralis (Common wall lizard), 2224 nucleotides. RefSeq names its product zinc finger protein 692 (gene ZNF692). Gene Ontology annotation, biological process: regulation of transcription by RNA polymerase II. The record is from RefSeq and is a predicted model, not a curated record. Gene Ontology annotation, cellular component: transcription regulator complex; chromatin; PcG protein complex. Gene Ontology annotation, molecular function: RNA polymerase II cis-regulatory region sequence-specific DNA binding; DNA-binding transcription factor activity, RNA polymerase II-specific. NCBI's taxonomy places the organism in Eukaryota, Metazoa, Chordata, Lepidosauria, Squamata, Lacertidae.
UCUCCGCCCCGCCCCCUCCCGUCCUCCUCCUCAGCUGCCAUAUUUCGCCGCUCUUCCUCUCGUGUGUCAGCGAAGAGUGAGGGGCGGAGGAGGAGCAUUCGCCGCUCUUAAAGGGGCCACGGUGCCUGGCGGUGGGCCCCCUCCCCCGUCCCUUAUAUCCAUAGGGAGUCCUCAACGGAACAGCGCUGCUCGCACCAACGCGGGGAGAUGGAGUGGGCGGCGGCGGCGGCGGCGAGAGAGCUGGCGCUCCGGAGCGAAGCCUGAGCGAGACGCUUGCUUGCGUGGCUCAGUUGGGAGUUCCUCGUGGAUCACAACUCCCAUUGCCUUUUUCCAGCGAGGCAGCUUGGGAGAUGAUGGACCACGGGCGCCAGGGCCACCAGCGGGCCUCCGAAACGAUUCGCAAGCAGAAGCGCAAGGAGCUGGACGCGCGGCGAAGCAAGUGCCGCAUCCGGAUCGGCAGCCACCUGGAGCAGUGGUGUCAGCUGAAGGAGCAGCUGGGCUUCUCUUUGCACUCCCAGCUGGCCAAGUACCUGCUGGACAGGUACAGUUCACAAGGCUCAGUUCCAAAAACAGGACAGGAGAGCUCCAAAGUUGUUUCCGAGCCUCUUCCUCCUGACGCUCUGCAGCACCUCGUCGUCCUUUCUCACAAUCACAGCCAGGAAUGUGGCUUCAUCCCUAACGUGAAGCCCUCGUUGCUGGAGCAGAAAGAAGUCCCAAGCAGCAUGGUAUGGGAGUGCCUGGCCGGCCACACCUUCUCUUGGAGCCCCCUCACCUCGCAGACCUGCCCCCCGUCCCCCUGCAAGGCAGCCUCCAGGUCUCCAGAGGAGAAAGCCGUGCGUUCCAAGCCCAGCCCCCCGCCCUCCCGCAUCAUCCGGCGCCGGCGUUCCCUCCGCAGAGCGGCAGCAGCUCACGCCUUCUCCUUAGCACUCGCUUCGAACUCACCAAGCCCAGUGGACGAGGCAGAGCCAUCUUCCAAAGAGGAUGGGGAGGGCGGUGCGGACGGAGAGAGAUUGGCGUGCCUCUCUCCUGGCAGCGGAACGGUCCUUGGCGAGGAGGCGGGAUUGCUGAGCGACCAGAACCCCGAUGAGACAGCGACUCCCUCCGAAGAGAUUCCAGCUGACGCAGAAGUCACAGAACCUGAAAGCACUUUGCCUCUACCAGAGGAGACGCCAGAGUCUGUGCCUGACCAACCAGAGCAGGAAGAUGACGAAAGAGAGGAAGACAAUCUGGUACAUACAGAUGACCUGCAAGAUGAGAAUUAUCAGCCUUCCCUGGACAGUUGCAAGAAGCGGGCACAGCCUGGUGAUGAGGAUGUGGCCCAGAUUGGUCCAAAGAGAAUCAGGAAGGCAGCCAAGCGAGAGAUCCUCCUCUGCGACUAUGAUGGCUGCGGAAAGAUCUUCUCCAACCGCCAGUAUUUGAAUCACCACAAGAAAUACCAGCACGUUCACCAAAAAACGUUCACCUGCUCUGACCCCAGCUGCGGCAAGUCCUUCAACUUCAAGAAGCACCUUAAGGAGCACGAGAAACUGCACAGCGAUAAAAGGGACUACAUCUGUGAGUUCUGCGCCCGCUCCUUCCGAACUAGCAGCAAUUUGAUCAUCCACCGGCGAAUCCACACUGGAGAAAAACCCUUACAGUGUGAGAUCUGUGGGUUCACCUGCCGCCAGAAAGCCUCCCUCAACUGGCACAUGAAGAAGCACGACGCGGACUCCUUCUACCAGUUCUCCUGCGACCUCUGCGGCAAGAAGUUUGAGAAGAAAGACAACGUCACCGCGCACAAGAGCAAGAGUCACCCCGAGGUGGCUGCCGGGCCUCCGCAGCCUGUGCAGGAACCCCCGGCUCUGAGCCACCCGCUUGCUCUGGAGCCGUUGGAAAACCCCGUCCAGAGCCAGCCCGGCAACCCACCGAGGAGGGCGGAGGAGUCCGCCCUCAUCAUCGCAGUCACUAUCGAGUAAUUGGGCCGGGCCAAUCGAGAAGCAAAAUGGCAGAGAGGAUUCCUGGCAAAUCCUGUCGGCGACAGAAAUGGACUCCGGCGUUUGGUUCGCAGUCGCAGAAGGAUGCAAGAUGGAGACCCCAGAAAGGGGUCUGGAAAGCCCCGACCCCAGGAAGGAAUGUCUUGCCAGCUGCAUCCCUUCAGCGCAGCUGCUUUCGGACUCGGUAACUGCAACACAAACGGCCCAGGGCUCAGCCUUGCCUAGUGGCGGGAUGAUGAAGAGUACAGUAU